AUGAUGCCCAUGAUGAUGCCAUAUCCACAGCAAUAUCCACAACAACAAGUCAUGACUGCCCCGUUUGUCCCACCACCCCCAGACAAAGGUGGUGGCAAGGGUUCGACUGUACCGCAACCUAUGACUUUGCCUUCUCCACCUCCGACAGCUUUGACAGAGCCCCCAGGGCAUUGGGCGCCAACCCUGCAGAUGAUGCCUGUUCCGGCUCUUCCCACAGGAGCUGGGGUGCCACCAGAGACUGCCGAAGAGGUCAAGAAAGAGGGCAAAGCUCAGGCAAAUCUCAACCGUCUCCUGAAGCAGAUGAAGAAGGGCAAGUACCACACCAUCAGUGGCCUCCCCUUCACCGGCAACAAGUUCUUCUUUGAGUUUGGACUGCAAGUUUCAGCUGAUGUCUCUCACGAUGGCAUCCUUCGCACCCUGCCACUUGACAUGGAUCCCAUGCUCUUUUUGAAAGUUUGUGACUUCAAUGGACCUGGGACUACUCCCUUGCCGGUCUUGAUGAGCGUUGAUGAUGAUGCUGAUCCUCCUGCUGGUGAUCCUCAACGUCUAGCCGACCCCACACAAGGACGCGCUGCAUGUCUGGUUUCACAUCCCAGAGUCGAGAUCUUUUGCAUUCUGCUGGACUUGCUGAGGCUUGUACGCAAUUUGGACUUCGGCACUCUAUCCUUUGUGAAAUCCUGGUCGGCAGUAUUGUUCAAACACGUGAACUUCCGCUACAUCUUCAUGAAGGUCUUGGUCUUCGAGUCCAAUUUCGUUGCGGACUUGCAAAGAUGUUUGACCACUUCAAUGCGUGUCCUUGAGGAUGAAGAGACGACCACCUCCAUCAUGCCCAUCACUGCUCCGGAGGACAUCCUGGAGGAUCCAGUAGCCAUUGAUCGUUUCCCUGCAGAACAAGAGGAUCUUGUUACAUCAUGGCGAUCUGCUGCAAGCAUUUCGACGGCCAUCAUCACUGAGGAUGGAGAAACCAAAGUCAAAUUUGUCACGUGGUUCUUGAACGGUGACAGAUGGCCACGUUGUGAUGCGUAUCGAGUUGUUGCCCUUCCUGCUGAUCUUGAAAGAUGGGAAGCGCUCUUUCGACAACGUUGGCAUGAUCGAGUUGACCCAGCGGCACAACUGCAUGUUUCCCUGGUGUACCCACCGGUCACCCCUGACAACCAUGGCGGACAUUUGAUACUCCAUCAAGGUCGAUCUGGCUACAGUAUCGUCCUACAAACGCGACCUCGACCACAUCCCAGGCCGACAGAGACUGCAGUCAACCGAUCCAACAGAGCUCCUGUUCUGUUGCAACUUUCCAACCUUCUUCAGCGUGAGGUGCUGAGCCAGGAAGAAUCAGCUGAUGAGCCUUCCCUGACGGCAUCAACGACGGUUGCAAUAAGGCUUCGCUCUGGAUGUGACUCCAUUCUUGUUCCGGAGUACAUUGAAUGCUCCGCGCCUGGUGAUUCCAAUGACAUUGAGGCUGAGCUCACACAUUGGGGCAUUGCAUGCAAGGCUGUCAGAUUUGGUCCUCGACAUGAAGCUCUUUGCCUUCCAGUGCAGUGGAUUGCCUCCGCAAACCAAUUCCAUUACAUGUUCUGCCAUGAUGAUCCCAAGGAUGAUGAAGGUACCUUCCUUCACACAUCUGAGGUUGCCCUCGAUGACCUGGGUCUCAUGCAGUUGCUUUACAAACUUGGAUAUUGCAGAGCGGCCAUCCUGGACACCGAGGAACCCAUGCCCCAGUUCUUCCGGAUCAUCUUUCGUGACGUUGUCCAACAACAUGCGGUCAAACCUGAGAAGCAUAAGGCUCCCUCUCCAUGGCCGGCACCGCUCUGCUGUAACAGGGAGAACAGGCCUUUCUUCACUCCAAAAGGCCACAUUGAGGGCAAAGAUGAUUUUCUCCUCCGGUUUGGCAUCACAAUGACCGACAUUCAUGCCUUUUUUGCGUCGGGCACGGACGUGCUUUGUCGAGAUCCUGCAGGACUUGAUCUCCCUGAAAGCACCAUGCAGGCCAUGCAUAUGAGCGAGACCACGAAUCUUGCCAGUUUUGAUCGUCUGAUCAUUUACACGGACGGCUCAUCUCUUCCUCUCCAUCGUCAUCGACCUGCUGCAUGGAAUGAGGAGAAAGGCCUUGGGGACACGUGGGCCUUUGUUGUACUUGGUGAGCGAUCCCUACAGCAGCCUCCGGUCAUUGAAAUCAUUGGCUGGCUGACACAUCCUGUGAGGUAUGACCCUUCCUGUCCAACCUUUCUAGGGCUCCGUCAGAUUGCACGUCGCCAUCGACAAGAACUCCUGCGUGCUUGCUUUCAGUCCUGGGCUACCACUUCUGACUAUGACAUUGAGGGCUUCUGGACAUACCGAAGAUGGCUUCUGUGUGCGAAUGUCAAACUGAUGGCCAGAUUUCACACUUCAGCGGCCCAUCUUAAGAAGAAGCUCAGAGACAGGAAGACGGCCUAUCUCAAACAAGUCUUUGCGGAUUUGCCCCCAGAUGCACCUGCUUCUUCGAUCCUGCAUGCACUCAAGAAGGUCGUGGGCUCGACAAACUUGAAGCAGAUCAAGCAGCAGACGCUUCCCUAUGUCAAGGAUUCAUCUGGCCAACACUGUACCUCACCAUCUCAAGCGCUGGAUACUUGGAUCCAGUUUUUCCAGAAUAUGGAAGGUGGUCGAAGAGUCAAUCGACAGGAGCAACGUCAACUCUGGAUCAAGAAUCUUCAAGCUUUCCAGGCGACAUCCCUGGACCUGAUGAUUACAGAUGUUCCAUCAUUGGUUGAACUUGAGGCGGCCUUCAGGCAUGUCAAGCCCAACAAGGCAACGGGCCCUGAUCUCAUUGAUGCCAACGUCUGUGCGAGUUCUCCGGCUAUCGUGGCCCGCAAAACCUACAGUCAGUUGCUCAAGCUGUACACACAUGGUCAAGAAAGUCUCCUGCAUAAAGGUGGUCGGCUUCAGCCGAUCUGGAAGCAGAAAGGCCCUCGAGACGCCUGUUCUGCUUAUCGCAGCGUGCUCAUUUCAUCGCACAUAGGCAAGUCAUUGCAUCGCUGCCUGCGUUUGCAUUCAGCCGAUGUCUUUGAGCACUAUUUGCAACUGCAGCAAACUGGCGGCAUGCGGGGCAUUUCUGUCACGAUGGGAGUGCAUCAGGCGAGAUCAUACCUUCGAACACGGCUUCGACAGCGCAAGUGCGUGGGCUUAUUGUUCUUAGACCUGACUGAAGCAUUCUACCGCAUUGUCCGCCAGUUGGCUCUUGGGGGCCCACCGGAUGAUGCCGCCAUAGUUGCUGUUGGUGAUCGCCUGCAACUGGGGCCUGACCUCCUUCAUGCUCUACAUCAACACCUGGAGGAUCAGUCGGCUGUCGAGCGAGCUGACAUUGUGUUCUCGUUCCUUUGGGCUCGGCUCCUCCAUCGCCUCGAACAGAUGAUGUCGGACAAUGGCAUUCUGGACAGCUUUCCUGCCGAAGAUGGACUGCGACUUCCUGCAACUGAUGUGUCAGAAUGUGGUACGCAGUCUUUCCUAGGGCCCACCUGGAUGGACGACACCUGCAUUGCCUUUGCUACGGACUCCGCAGUGACGCUGGAACAGGCUGCAGGACGAGUUGGAGGGUCUCUUCUUGGGCUGUGCGCUGAAUUUGCCAUGAGCCCCAAUUUAGCCAAGGGGAAGACGGAGCUCAUGAUGGUCUUCCAAGGGAAAGGAGCCACCCAGGCCAAGCUCAAAUAUUUUGGGCCAAGCUCCCCUCAGACGUUUCCCAUCAUUUUGGAAGAUGGAAUUCAACAUUUAAGUGUUGUGAGUUCUUACACUCACCUUGGCAGCACCAUUCAUCAUCGUGGAGAUCUUCGUCGUGAAGUCCGACGCCGUCUUGGUUUGGCACAUGCUGCUUUCAACCGCCACAGAAAACUUUUGUUUCAGAAUCGCGGCCUGGAUCUUUGCCGACGCCGUGAGUUGUUUCGUACACUGAUUCUGAGCAAAUUGCUUUAUGGGGCGGAAUCUUGGACGCUUCGAGAUGGCAAGGACAAGCAUUACUUGCACAGUGCGUUGAUGCGGCUUUACAACCGACUUCUUCCUGUGCAACAGCAUCCUCCCCGAAGCGACGCAGCCAUUUUAGCAGACACUGGACUCCCUGAUCCUGCCGUUCUUCUACGAGUUUGCCGCCUUCGACAUUUGGGCCAGCUGUAUGGCAAUGGUCAUAGAACGUCCUGGGGGCUUUUCAAUGAUGAUUUGGAGUGGCAGGAGCUGAUUUGGUGUGAUCUGAAAUGGAUGUGGAAUCAAUUGAAACAUUCCUCACAACUCCCUGAUCCCCUGCAAGGGUUCCAGCAAUGGGAGUACCUCAUGCGACAUCAUCCAGGUUUUUGGAAAAGAUUGAUCCGCCGAGCCGGAGAUCAUGACAGUGGACAGCGACGCAACCUGCAUAUCGUGACCGAGUUCCAUGGAGAAUUCCUGAAGAUUUUGCAGGAUCAUGGGCGCCUCUGCCAGACGAUGCCUCAUCAUGAAGCUCUUUCUGGGGAUCAAAUCCAUGCAUGUAUGAUGUGUGAAAAACGUUUUCUCAGCAAGGGAGGAUGCGGAGCCCAUCUCUUCCGAGCUCAUGGUCAUGUCAACUCUGUCAGGCAUUUAUUUUCUACAUCGCAGUGCGGAGCCUGCAUGAAGGAAUACCACACGUUUGCCAAGUUGAAAACCCAUCUUUUGCAAGUGACGGCAUGUCGCCAAAUCCUGCAAGCACAACGGCUUCGUUGGCAACCCAUGCCUGGAGCUGGCUCUCAGAUCAAUGCAACUAUGGAAGCUGCCCAUGAUGGACUUCUGCCGCCAUUGAAGGUGCAAGGGCCACUACUUGAACGACCUCAUGGACGUGCAGACGAGGACUUCGACCAGGACUUUUUGGAGAAGAUCUUCAUUGACAUUGUGGAUGCAGAGAACAUUGCGGAGUGUGAAAGAUUGAUUCGGACAGCAGCUCGAGAGACAGUCCUUUCAUGGUCGACCUUCCAGGCCACGCUUGAGCGCUUUUUGGAGCUUUUCACUGAUGCUGACGCGGCAGGUUUGCGGGUUCCAGGUGAUGAGUUGCGCCAUCUUCUAGUCACUUUGCGGUCUCCCCACGCUUGGACAUUUUUGACCUCGGAUGGCCGUGCCAAAACCUCACCGUGGCAUUUGGAGAUUGCCGCCUUGGAGCAGCACUGUCUACGUGAGAUUGAAGGCGGCAUUGCAGCGGUCGAGCACCCAGCUGAAUCUCCUCAUCCUGAAGAAGCAUCCAUCUGGAGGACGCCGAUCAUGCAGUUGCUGCUCUCCCUUCCUGAGUGCGAGUCGAUCACCCUAGCACAAGGCUUGUGGGGGGCUCAGUCGGCCAAACCGACGACCCUCGGCGUUUUGAACGCCCCGCAACUCAAGCAGGAGCUGCACCGGGGUCGUAUCACCACAGAAGUACCAAAGAGUACUUCAAUUGGAAAGGAUGCAUCAGGACAAUGGGCAACGGCCCGUCUCAAGGAAUACCCUCCAGGUCUCUGUUUGGCCCUUGCCAGAGGAUUCCUUCGAGCCAUUAGCGAUGUCCCAAUCAACCCUGAAUUUCAGGUCUCCCGGCACUAUAGUGACAUUUUUGGUCCUUUGGUGUGUUCUGCAUUUGGGCAGACAUACGGACCCGACUAUGCCGGUUGA
Cladocopium goreaui is the source of this 5601-nucleotide messenger RNA. Lineage: Eukaryota; Dinophyceae; Suessiales; Symbiodiniaceae. The record is from the annotation of a GenBank genome assembly.